AUGCUAGCAAGGGAACAAAAGCAACCCCAGAGGCUUUCUAGCCAAGACUGGGAAUCUUUGAAACGGUCGGAAAAUGCUCAACGCGAGUUUCGGGACAGUGUUCUGCAGCAGAAAAGUCUUUCAGAGAAAGAAAAGACUUUGACGCUUGUUGAGAGUGCUGAAGAAUUUGAAGAAAACUGGAAAAUGCUGGUCCAGUCCAAAGGACAUUACGACGAUGCUCAUGGAGCAGGCUGCGGACUGUUUAUGAAGCGCUACCAGGAAUCGGGUGAUUUGGUAUUUGGCUUCCUAAAGGACUUUUCACCCAUCGUGGAAACCAUUAAAGACUGCGCUCCUCCGUAUGGAGGAAUCGCUCUUUGUACCAUAUCGAUCCUUUUCAUCAUUGCUCGGAACAAAAAUGGCAUUGAAGCAACACUGGCGUCAACAUUAAAAUCUAUUCGAGACCGCCUACCAGGAAUUGAAAUGUAUCGAAGGAUUUAUGAUGAGGAUCAUUCUCUUGAUAAGAUUUUCCAGGGUAAACUUGUCCUAGCUUAUACCGAGUUCAUUGACUUUUGCAUUGCUGCCACGAAAUACUACAUGGGGAGUGGUUUCAAGCGCUUUUUAAGGGCCCUGGCUCCGUCGAACACAACUGUCUCACAGGCAGCUAUCUCCGUACAAGAUGCAAUUGUCGAAAUCAAACUGCUGGGAGAGGAAUUACUGGCCAAGAACGUGGAUAAAAUAAAGCAAAGCAAUGAAGAUUUGCAACAAGAAGUGCUAGCAUUGCAAGACCAGCUCACAGACAAAGAAUUGGAUGAUUUUCGUCGCACUUUUAGCCUCGAGGGAUUCUCCGAAUCCUUUCAAGAAGAGGAUCUUAAAGACUACAUCAGUUCCUUUCACAUGGACCGUGACAUCAACUCGUCAUUCCUGCAGCAAAUUGAGCCUUCCCAUCUAUCUGAGCUUGGUGUCUUCCAGGAAUGGGACUCAGCAAAAAGGUCGACUCUCUUGAUUUUGUGCGGAAAGAAUUGUUACGGCGCAUGGACGGAUAACUGCUGGCUAUCCAAGGUGGCAUUCUUUACGAUUGAAGCUCGUCGACGGACACACCCACAGCAUCAUGCCUACUACAUUUUUCCUAGGACAGGAGCACCGAUUUAUCAAGCUCUUCCCGCCAUUCUACUGCAACUGCUUUGGAAAAACAAGGCUUCAUUGCGAAUUGACAAGGAGCGGGAUGCUCUCCGCGCUGAACUACAUAAGUUUCGAAGUAACAAGUCGCCCCAAGAAUCCCACAAAUUCGGAAACAACGAACAGAUCAAUAUGCUGUUCAACAUUGCUAGCCGAGUAGUGCGACUAUUCGACAAGUCUCAGACAUUGUAUAUCACAGUCGAUAGGUCGGAUCGAUGUUUGGAUUACAAUCAGUACGAUCACCGAGAGAGAUUUCUAGACGGACUUCAACAAAUGGUUCGAGAUGCACAUUGCUGCCUAAAAGUACUGGUGGUAUUUAACGAGUCUGAAUACGAUGUUGAACAGGAACGAGAUAGAAAGGCUGACGUGGUGAUUCACAAGAUGCGUCAAAAGCCCCUCGGAGAUCCUUGA
Messenger RNA from Penicillium nucicola, 1566 nucleotides. RefSeq lists its product as uncharacterized. NCBI's taxonomy places the organism in Eukaryota, Fungi, Ascomycota, Eurotiomycetes, Eurotiales, Aspergillaceae. The coding region runs from base 1 to 1566 and encodes 521 amino acids. The record is from RefSeq and is a predicted model, not a curated record. The transcript is spliced from 6 exons.